GGCUUUCUGGAAAAAACCUUAAAUGUUUACGUUUAGGCUGUGAUUGUUUCACUUUUUUGUUGGCCAAUAAACCGACUCCCCAUCAGAGAAGAAAACAGUUCUGUGGCCCUCACAAGAAAAAGUUUUCUCUGCAACCGAUCCUCAACACAGUUUGUUGGCAAACCUUCCUCCCCCACACAACAGAACAAUCCCACCAACAACCCCCACCCCUCCCCUUCUAAUUCCUCAGGUAAUGACCACAUUUACACAUACAAUGAUGCAAAUGUUAGCCAGGAGAGUAGCCAGUUAGCUUCCCCUUGGUUCAAGGAGGUCAAAAAAAGCCUGGGACUUCUAGUGUUAAAUAACUGAUGGUUCUGCUAGGCUAUGAUUCAACUAAGAGUAAGAUUAAAAUGUAAUUGGUUUGUGGGGUGAAAUAGGCAGACAUGUCAGUUAUUUGUAUAACUGCUCAUUACUUUUUUGAAUUAUACAGUCUUCAUCCUUAUUGGACAGAAGUUAUGAUGAUGUAACAUUGGUUGGUGAGUAGGCUGAUAAGAGUCUUCUCAGAAGCCCAAAACGCAGACGACGCCCAUAAACUCAGCAUCUCUGGUUGGAGGUCUUUAGUUGAAUGUUUUCCUUCUCUGCAUUUUCUCUGCUUUGUUUAUGACAUGCUUUACAGGGUUUUACAAGAGACUUGAAACAUGGAAACUGAAGCUGCUGUCAACUUCACACAAACUGUGACUGACCUACAUCCAUGCUAUGAGAUUGAUCACUUCAGCUACAAACUAACCUCAAGUCCUUCAGUCAUUUGUGUGAUUUUAUAUUUCUUUCUUGCUCUGUUGUCUGUCAUCACCGUUUGUGGGAACCUCCUUGUGAUCAUUUCAGUUGCGUACUUCAAGCAGCUGCACACUCCCACUCACUCCCUCAUCCUGUCUCUGGCUGUGGCUGACCUGCUGGUUGGGAUCAUAGUUUUCCCUCUCAGCAUGGCGUUCUCUCUCAGCUCCUGUUUGUUUUAUGAGGGUUUGUUUUGUAAGGUGCGGGACAGUUUCGACAUCACCCUCAGCACCUGCUCCAUCAUGAAUCUGUGCUGCAUUUCCGUUGACAGAUAUUUUGCUGUGUGUCAGCCGCUGAUGUACAAAACUAAAAUCAACCAACGUGUUGUUGUUGUCAUGAUCAUGGUGAGCUGGGGGGUUUCUGCACUCAUUGGGAUUGGAGUGAUAUUUGCUGGGUUGAAUAAUGAUCAGUGUGAGGGUUCCUGCUUUAUUGAUGUUCUUAUGGCUAACACCAUUGGGCCGGUUUUAUCCUUUUACUUCCCAGUGAUCAUUAUACUAUGUAUCUAUCUGAAGAUUUUCCUUGUUGCUCAGCGACAGGCGAGAAGCAUCCAGAUCACAGCAAAGUGUGUAGAAGCUGUUAGCAAGAUGGAGAGAAAAUCCACCAAAACUCUGGCUACUGUCCUGGGAGCUUUUCUCUGCUGCUGGACUCCUUUCUUUCUGUGCAUCACGUUUCUGCCUUUUAUCAACAGUCCAGUCCCUGUUCCUGUGAUUGAAACACUUAACUGGCUUACUUUGUCAAAUUCAAUGCUCAAUCCAUUCAUUUAUGCAUUCUUUUACCAGUAUUUCAGGUCGGCCUUUAAAAUCAUUGUCUCUGGUCAAAUAUUUCAAGGAAAUUUUGCUAAUUCUAAACUGAACGGACUUGUUUGAUUUGAUAUUUUGCUGCAGGAAUAUGGAAAUUGUUACUACUUUUUCUUUGUUCACAAAGCUAAAAGUUGAGGCCAGCUAACUGGUUUGUCCUUAUUUUUGCAAUGCUGUGAAGUCAUCACAAACUUGAUUGGUUUUCUGUUAUUUUAAAAAUGUCUGAGUCAGUCACUGCACCUCUGCUCAAAUAUUUAUGAUUUCUAAUAUCAAAAAUAUUUAGCUCUUCUCAGGUUUUGUU
Molecule: messenger RNA, 1908 nt
Organism: Oryzias melastigma (Indian medaka)
Lineage: Eukaryota; Metazoa; Chordata; Actinopteri; Beloniformes; Adrianichthyidae
Product: trace amine-associated receptor 1-like
Exons: 1
Coding region: 678-1676 (332 amino acids)
Biological process (GO): adenylate cyclase-activating adrenergic receptor signaling pathway
Cellular component (GO): membrane
Molecular function (GO): G protein-coupled receptor activity
Source: RefSeq, a predicted model, not a curated record